Tuber melanosporum (Perigord truffle) is the source of this 3216-nucleotide messenger RNA. RefSeq lists its product as uncharacterized. The coding region runs from base 136 to 2505 and encodes 789 amino acids. Gene Ontology annotation, cellular component: mitochondrial outer membrane. Gene Ontology annotation, biological process: mitochondrial fusion. NCBI's taxonomy places the organism in Eukaryota, Fungi, Ascomycota, Pezizomycetes, Pezizales, Tuberaceae. Gene Ontology annotation, molecular function: GTPase activity; GTP binding. The transcript has 4 exons. The record is from RefSeq and is a predicted model, not a curated record.
CUUUCAUCCACACCAACGCCUCAGUCUCUCAACCCCUCUCAACCCCACUCCACCACACCCCUUCCAAUCCAACCUUUCUCGACAAACCGUCGACAUUGAUUGCUGCAACCAACAACUCUUGCUCGCUCUUGAACCAUGGCGUCUAAAUACGCCCAGAACCCGCGUCAAGGCUCUCAGUCUCCGUCGGCCCUCGCCGCUCACAUCGUGAAUGACAACGACUCCGGUUACGGUUCUAUCGUGGAAGGUGAAGGAGAUCAUCCUGCUGUGGUUUUGAAUCCGGGACAAGCGACCGAUGCCGAUAAGAGAUUGUGGGCUAGCCAUGUCAUCCAGCUUCAUUACAAUCAGAAUCGUGUUGCUCUUGGCCGCUCUAUCGUCCAUGUUAUAGAUACACUCAAGAAAUUCCAACACAACAACAGCAAAUGGCCAGCCCAUUACCCAUCUGUUCAACGCAUGGUAGAGGCACCAUCGCUAGCACGUACUCAAUCAUCUGGAGACGAGGGUGCGACGACAACGGAGCCCCGUUUGGUCACCCCACAGAUCGCGCAGGAGUUCAACGUUUUGAAGUUGGAUCUUAAGCUUGGGGCGCUUUCACCAUCGGAGCUCGUUCACUCGCUCGAAAAGUCGUCCAUUGCUUCUUUGUUGGAUGGAAAGAUUUCUCAGUCUAUCAAACACCUUUCUGCUCUUAGGGAGAGAAUUGAUGAUACCGCAUCGAAAGUGCUUGUUACUGGUGAUUUGAAUGCUGGAAAAUCGACAUUCUGCAAUGCUCUUCUCCGCAAGAAGGUUCUCCCCGAGGAUCAACAACCCUGCACGAGCAUCUUCUGUGAGGUUUUAGAUGCUAGGGACAAUGCUUCGGUUGAGGAGUUCCACGCAAUCCCCAUUGAUGGACCAGCAUAUAACCGCAAUGACGAGAGCACAUACGAUGUUUACCCAUUGGAGAAGUUGGAGGAAAUCGUUAUCGAGAAUGACAAAUAUUCUCAGGCCAAGAUAUAUGUGGAGGAUGCCCGAUCGGUUGAUCAGUCUCUUCUCCGCAAUGGCGUUGUCGAUAUCGCCCUCAUCGACGCCCCCGGUCUCAACCUUGAUUCACUCAAGACCACUGCCGUUUUUGCUAGACAGGAGGAGAUUGAUGUUGUUGUUUUUGUUUUGAGUGCGGAAAAUCAUUUUACUUUGUCAGCUAAGGAGUUCAUCUGGGAUGCCGCUCGCGAGAAGGCAUAUAUUUUCAUUGUCGUCAAUCGUUUCGAUAACAUUAGGGAUAAAGCUAGAUGUCAACGGCUCAUAUUGGAGCAGGUCGCUAGUCUUUCGCCAAGAACCCACCAGGACGCCAAGGAACUCGUACACUUUGUGUCAUCCAACGCGGUCAUCGACGGAGAUGACGCUGCCAAGUGCCAGGAGUUCGACAAGUUGGAGCAGAGCUUGAGGAGGUUUGUGCUUGAGAAGAGAGCCAGAAGCAAGUUGGCACCGGCCAAGACCUAUCUACUUAAUGUUCUUGAGGAUUUGGAAACUCUGGCCGAGGUCAACAAGGAGGCUACCUCAACCGAGUUGUCUAAGGUCCGCGAUGAGCUCAACAAGAUUGCGCCGGAGUUCGAGAAGUCUGUAACGGUGCGCGUGGAAGUCUCCGAGGGUGUUGACAAUUCAAUUGACGAGACUUGUGCUGCCGUAACCAAGUACGCACGUAAGACCAUCGCCGGCACAAUUUCCCGUCUCAGCGAGAGGCCUCCUGUCCAGUAUGAUGGUAUUUUUUCAGCCUAUGCUUUCGCUGAGGCUACCAAGAAUGCCAUGCUUGAGAAGAUCCAGGAUUCCGUCACUACCUCGGAGGAGUUUGCCAGGACCCAGACCACCCAGGGUGUUGCACGAAUUGGGUCCAUGGGCGUCCUUCAUUUGGGUAGCGAGUAUGUCGAGAAAGCGUUCCGCCCCGGGUAUAUGUUCACUCGCAAGAAGCAUCUUUUGAGCAAGAGCAUUAAGACCGAGAUUAAUGCCUUCGAUUUCUUCGACUUUGAUAAGCAAGAGAAGGUUGCAGGAAUGAGCUUGAGUCUCACGGUCGCUACCGUUGCUGGUGGUCAAGUAUUUGGUAUCAGCAGCUGGGUCGACGGAUUGUGGAAGGCUACCAGUUUCCUUGGCCCCAAGACUACGAAGAAAUUGAUCGUUCCGGCCAUUCUCGUUGCUGGUGUUGCUGGUGCGAUCUUCCUCAUCUCCGACAUACCCAACGCUGUUCCAAGGAAGUUGGCCAAGAAGAUCACAAAGGAAUUGGAGGAGAUGGACUACGUUCACUGCAAUUCCGACAGAAUUACUAAGGAAUGUAGGAAGGUUCUUGGGCUCUCGGCUAACGAGCUCAGGGCUGCAUUCCACAAGUCCAUCGAGAAGCAAGGCGCCACGAUUGAUGAGAAGAGAAGGACCGAGAAGGAGAGUGAGGUCGCAUUCAAGUACUUUGGGGGGCUUCUCAAAGACGCAGCUUCCCAGAAGAAGAGCGUUAAGGGAUUGGAUUUGGAGGGACCGGCGAUCGUUUUUUAAAAAAACAAAGACAAAUACGAAUGGAAAUGCAUGCACGGGAUCACUAGGGUUUUUUUUUUUCUUUUUUCUACACUCUUUAAUGAGGCGAGUGAUUGAUUGAUUGAUUGAUUGAUUGAUGAUGAAAUACAAACCGAACAAAAAAGAGAGAUUAGGAAAGGGAGACAUUGGGCUUCAUUCUUUUCCUCAUCCUCUUUUUCAUUUUUCAUUGUCGUUUUCCUUUUUUAGUGUUAUCACAUUGCAUUUUGUCUUUCCUCCUGCUUUACUUGAUUACUGGUGUCGGAGUUGUUUGCAGUCGUCCAUCCCGCGUGUCACUUCCCCCCUCUCCCCAUCAACUGUUAUGAAACUUUUUAGUACUAACUACACGACGGUAUUUUCUUAUGUCCAAAUUGAGAAUAUUUUAUAUACGCUUUCUUCUUUCUUUUCCGUACAGUUAUCGUGCACGCCUUUUCUUUUCUCUUCUCCCCUGAUAUUGAGCUUUUACGUUGAAGGUAGUUAUAUAUGUUUUUAGUGAUUGCGGUUUUUGUCCUUCCUCGUGAGAUGGGGCUUUCGUUGUAGGCUUAGGGAAUUGGAAAUGGGGGUUUUGCAUUAGCGGUUGGGUUCAUUUGGCCUUAUUCUUAUUUGCCCGGUCGAUGAGGGAUGGAUGGAUGUGAGGCUAGCUACGAGAGACGUGGGGUGUUUGCACAAUUGAAUAAAAGUUAUCUGAUAUUGGGA